AUGUCGACGCUACCCCCGAGCGAUACGAAAGAGAACCGGGUCCCGAUCAGCCCGGAGCUCAAGAACGCGUGCGCGAAGUUAGCCGCGGCGAUCGUCUCGCCGAACGCCGCGUCCGCGAAGAAGAAGCCGUCGCCGUCGCCGAAGAAGCCGCCGAUCGCGGCGACGACGACGACGACGACGACGACGACGACGACGACCGCGCCCGCGCCGGAGCGUAAAAAGGCACCGCGGAAGGUCAUUUCCGCGUCGGACGCGCCGCCGGUCGCGAUCGUCGCGGCGACGACGGCUCAGCCCGCGGCGUCGAUCGCGGAGUCCUCCGCGGAGCCCGUGAACGAGUACGAGCGCAAGCGCGAGGUGCGCGCGUCCUGUCCGUCGUCUGUCGCGAUGGCGUUUCGAAUCUGGGCACCCCGCUCACCUCGUCAAACCGUCCUCCCGCCCCGACCCCCCCCGCGCGCGCAGGAGAACAUCCGAAGGAACCAGGAGGUGCUCCGAUCGCUCAGAGUGCACGACACCGCGCGCGCGCUCGCGACCGCGCCGUCCGGCGCCGGCGGCGGCGCGGUCCGACGCGCGCCGAGCGGCGACGGGCGGCGGAAAAAAAAAGCGCCCGCGCCCGCGCUUCCGCCGCGCAAAUCCCGCCGCCAGCGCGGCGAGCGCGCCUCCAACGCGGACGGCGCCGACGCCUGCGGGCAGUACGCCUCCGACGCCGCGAUCGCGGCCGCGUGCGAGGACUACCUCGACGAGCCGAAGCACCUGACGUGCCUGGAGUGGUGCGAGCUGCGGGGCGUCAAAGAGCCGGGUCCGCUCGUGUCCGGACACUUCCGCGGGUGGGUCGAACCGAAGACGCGCGCGGAGCUCGGGAUCGCGGACGACGCCGCGAGCGCGUGGGAACAGAACGGCGGGGGAAGCGGCGCCGCGGACCGGAAGCCGUCGAAGGGCGAGAGCGCGAAGGAGUUCGCGCGGCGGAUGCUGUUGAAGAAUCCCAACGCGUUCUUCUACCGACACAACAAGCCGAACGAAGACACGUGGCACGGCGACUGGGGCGAAGACGAGAUUGAAAACUUCGUGCGCGUCGCGAAAGAGCACGGGUGCGGGGACAAGUGGGGUUUGUUCGCGUCGUACGUCCCGCACCGCGUGGGGUACCAGUGCAGCGCGGCGUAUCGUCACGUGAUCAUCCCGCGCGGGCUGCUGCGGGACGACAACUUUUUGCUGACGCCGAGCGGGGAGACCAUCUGGGUCGGGAAGCGAUUCGGCGGCGGCGGCGGGGACUGA
Messenger RNA from Micromonas pusilla CCMP1545, 1269 nucleotides. RefSeq lists its product as uncharacterized. Bases 1 to 1269 code for a protein of 422 amino acids. The transcript has a single exon. Lineage: Eukaryota; Viridiplantae; Chlorophyta; Mamiellophyceae; Mamiellales; Mamiellaceae. The record is from RefSeq and is a predicted model, not a curated record.